UGACAUUUCAGUUGCCAAUGAUGCUGUGAGCCAUUCCAUUUUCAUCACCACACAAACAUUCCUGUCCGCCCUGGAUUACCCAAACUCCUCAGCUUCAAACCCCAACCUUCACCAGCGAUUCACUCGCUUGACCUUGGGUGGUGGUGGAGAUUUUACAUCUAAACCUCACCAUCCUUUACCUAACUCAAACAUGGCACCCAAGAGGAAAAGAGGAACUUCAUCUGCAGAAGAUCUUGUCAAGAAUAAAAAGUCCAAGGAGAGCAUUAAAAAUUAUCUUCAUAGCAGUUCUUUGACCAGCCAUCAUCACCAUCAUAGUAAAGCACCUUUUUCUCUCAAGAAAUGCCAGAAUUGGUUUAGAGAAUAUAUGGACACAGAUACAGAUUCAAUAGGCCCUGAUGGUAUGGAAAAGUUUUGUGAAGAUAUUGGAGUAGAGCCUGAGAAUCUAGUCAUGCUGGUCAUUGCCUGGAUGUUAGAUGCUGAACAAAUGGGUUUCUUCACUCAAACAGAGUGGAUGAAUGGCAUGACCAAGUUACAGGUUGACUGCACAGAAAAACUCAGGGGAAAGUUAGAGUCGUUACGUGCACUUCUAGAUGAACCUGCAACAUUUAAAAAGAUUUACAGAUAUGCUUAUGACUUUGCUAGGGUUAAUAAAGAUCAACGUAGUAUGGACUUAGAUACUGCCCAGGCCAUGCUGACGUUGCUACUUGGACGUCAAUGGCCACUGUUUAAUCAGUUUCACCAAUUCCUUGACAAGGCCAAGUAUAAAGUGAUCAACAAGGACCAGUGGUGCAAUAUCCUAGAGUUCAGUAGGGCCAUUAGACCUGACCUCAGUAACUAUGAUGAAGAUGGUGCCUGGCCUGUGAUGCUUGAUGAAUUUGUGUUGUGGUUCCGAUUACACCAAACAGGGGCUGCCUCAUCAUCGGCACCCACGUAACGACAGCCAGUCAACAACUUCUUGACUACAACAACUCAAUAAAAUUUUAAAAGAAGACACUGAAAGUGGCGAGAAGCUGCAACGAAAGCUUCUUAACACUUUUAAAAAUGCCUAACUGCCAAACUGCAAAGGUUCAUGCUUCCAUGUUCUGAUGGCUUUGAUACAAAUAUUGAAACAGUAAGAGGUUGUGUGCUGCUUCUCCUGUUGUGACUAUUCCAAGUGAUCUUGCACUAAUUCUGACUGUCAACCAAAUCCUGCGUAUGUUCAUUACUGGAACUGAUCGGCUCACCUGACUCCUCCCAUUGUAAAUAAAGCAAGGACAACAUCAUCAUUAAUCAGACUAUGGAUGUAGUGGACAAGGAUAUGUAGCAACUUAGAUAGAUAUCUCCAGUGCAAGAAAGACAACUUUAUUUUUACUGUAAGUGCAAGAGAGACACAGCUUUAUCUUCAAUAUUAGGAGAACAUUGACUACCUGGAAAAGAUAUGCUUCAGGUCUGUUCAUUUUUAUUUCCAGAGGAUAGUUAUCUAUUAAAGUAAAGCAAAAUAUUUACUUUCAAGCAUAUAUCUCUAGGUAUCGCUGGGUGAAGAGGUCAUAGCUUAACCUCCUUUACGAAUACAGGAUCAGUGACUUCCUUGACAAGGAGAAGUAUUGAACCAGUUCCUAGUGUUUUCCAAGAGGUUGGUUAUAACGUGUGGGCACCAAGUGAAACUAUUAACCAACAGGUGGUGAUAUAUCAGUUAUUAAUUGCAAAAUAUAUGUAACCCCUCAUUUGGUUUAUUUUGUAUGUGUAUAUGUCUCAUCAAAUGCAUUGAUGAUGACCUUAUUUUUAUAUAAAUUUGUGAUCCCUUCCAGCUAUUUUAAACUCUGUAGUCGUUAAUGCAUAAUUAUUGAAUAUUUGAUAUUCAUAUUGUUAACUGUUGUCCUCUUUUAUUUUGUGAUAUUUUUAUAUGUGAUGAUUUGAAGAAUGCUAUGGAUGAUUAGAGGGCAUUAUCAGAAAAAAGUAUGAGAAAUGUCUCUAAGAAUUACUUUUGCCUCUUAACUGGAUGUUAUAAUUUUGUUUACAUAAACUUUGUUUUGCCUUUUUUUGUUGUUCAACCCAUGCCAAAUGUUAGAAUGGAUCUUCAAAGUGAUCACAAAAAAGGGUGAAUCACAAAUUACGGUUCGUAGAAAAAUGUUAAUGUUUUAGAGCAAUCGUAAUUUACUAGCAAGCAAAAAGUGAUGUGUUUUUGUAAUUUUUAUAAAUCUUGGUUCUCAGUUUAACAAAGCAUCCAGACUUGAUGGUGAAAAUAGUUUGUCAAAUCAUGGAACACCAAAAUAUUUCUUCCUAAUGACUGAAAGAAAAUGCAUUAAACAGGACUACAGUUAUGUUGAAAUUUGUAUUAAACCUGUCUGUGUGCUUAUGUUAGAAUGUCAGGAUUACAUUUUUUUUCUUCAGUACACUCCAUAUGAUUGUUGGACCUUCAGAUUUGCAUUAAAACACACACACACAAGAAAACUGCAAUUAUGUUUUAUUUAAAAAAUAGUUAAGGUAUCUGUAUAUGUGAUUUAGCCUCUGGUAUCUUUUACUCCUCAUUUUUAGUGUACACAAUUAAAUCUCUAUCCUUCCUUGGGGUCUUCAGAAAAGGCACAGAAUUAAAAUAAUAAUUUCCAAAGCACAUGUAAAAGGGUUCAAAAAAGAAAAUAUGAAGACGUCAAAAACUCACCUUACAUUGACCCACCCAGUGGUAUUUGCUGUGCAUUAAGGCCCUACCAUUGUAAGCGGUUGCAGUCAAUUCAAAUCUAACUCAAA
Molecule: messenger RNA, 2724 nt
Organism: Lytechinus pictus (painted urchin)
Lineage: Eukaryota; Metazoa; Echinodermata; Echinoidea; Temnopleuroida; Toxopneustidae
Product: DCN1-like protein 5
Exons: 7
Coding region: 191-934 (247 amino acids)
Biological process (GO): protein neddylation
Cellular component (GO): ubiquitin ligase complex
Molecular function (GO): ubiquitin-like protein binding; ubiquitin conjugating enzyme binding; cullin family protein binding
Source: RefSeq, a predicted model, not a curated record